CCCCCCAAACCUCAAUUUUUCCCUCCUUCUUUCUUUCUUUUCCCUCUUCUUCUUUCUUUCUUCCAGCCAGCCGAAACAGUAAGCCUCCACCUUCCAACCGAAACCAUUCAGCCUCCACCAGCCAACCCACCACGACGCCGAACCACCAGCCUUCUCCGACGCCAUCGAAGGUCUCCUCCAUCUUCUGACAACCGCAAGGUAGCCACAAAGGAUUGAAGUUCUGGGGUUGUUUACUUUGCAAAAAUAAACAAGGAAGAACAAGAAGGGGUCGAGAAGAAAGGGAGAUAGAUAGUCUGAUCUCGCUCAGAGGGUUGAGAAAAAAUCUGUUGAGGUGGGUCAUCAAGAUUCAAGAUCCUUGGACUAGACAGUGGCUUGGACUUUAUGAAUUUUUUUCAAGAUUAAAGGAGCACGGUAAGGCUCUUUGGGAUAAAACUCUUGAUCUCAGAUUUUUGCUUCAGAAAGCAAUCUAAAGUUCAAAUAGAUCAUCUCGGGUAUGUUUUAAUGGUUAAAACUUAUUAAUUUAGAUUCUAAUUGUUUAAACAUAUUUAGAGGUAUAUUCUUUUAUUAUUUUUAAAAUUAUACAAGUAUAUGUUAGAGGAGUUUGAAUAUCUUAAAUAUUCAUCCAUAGUGAAGUAGGUUCUGGGAUUAUAAUUGUGUGCUGCGGUGAUAACGGAAGGUUGAGAACUUGCAUGUCUUAGUGAAGUAGGUUCUGUGAUAUCUAUAUAAUUGCGUGCUGGGGGAGAUAUCAGGAAGAAAAUUUGUUUGUUGUUUGAAUUGAUUGAAUUAUUUGUAUUAAUAUUGACAGAUGGUUAGGUUACAAAUAUAGGGGAAGUGUUGUCCUUUUUAAAUCAUAAAAAAUAGUAUGAGUCAUAUUAACCUAGAUAGAAAACAAAGGGAAUCUCUUUAUUGGAAGAAAAUAAGUCUCUUAUAUUUUGAAUUUUUUUUAGAUUAUUUAAUUGAACAUAAUUCUGAAAAUAGAUUUUUUUUGUGUGUACAUUUUUAGACAAAAUAAUGGCAAUCGAUAAAGAAUGGAUGUCAGCGAAUAGAUUAUCAGUGAAAUAUAAGGAUGGAGUUGAGCAUUUCUUGGAGUUUUGCGCAAGAAAUGCUAAAGAUCCUAAUAACAUUUGUUGCCCUUGUAUUAAGUGUGGUAGUGUUCAAAGAAUGAAAAUUAUUGAGAUAAAGGGUCACUUAUUUAAGUAUGGAAUAGAUCAAAGUUAUAAGAUGUGGUUUAUGCAUGGAGAAAAAAUCACAUUUAGUAGAGAAUCUCCAUCUAAGAAGAAUAAUUGUGAUUAUGUGAAUGAAGAUGAGAGAGAUGACAUUGCAGAAAUGAUAGGUGGCGCACAAUUUGAAUCAGAUUUUGAUCAAGGAAAAUUUCAAUCCAUGUUAGAGGAUGCUGAGAAACCCAUUUACCCUGGUUGUAAUAAGUUCACCAAACUGUCAACAUUUCUUUCUAAUGCAACAUAUUCAAUGCAAGCUUGCUAUCAAAACGAGAGACAACAUAGUUGCAUUGGGAUACAUCCUUAAGACUGAUAGUACAAAUAUCCAUGGAAAAAAGAUGCCUAAAGAAGUUGCUCGUGUAGUCGUUGAGGUAGCCCACAAUGAGAUGGCUAGGCUACAAUUUCCUAAUUUGAAUGCAGGGAUCACUUUGGUAGGUCAAGCAGUUAGGGUACCAGUAGCAUGGCAUAAACAUCUUAUUAUCGACGAAAGUGAGCGGGGAAAGAAGAGAGCGCAAGAAGAUAUUAACGCGAUGAUACCUUCCACUCAACAUGCACAACCCCCAAAGCUACCGCGUGUAGAGCCAUUGACACAGGAGGUAGUGUCAAUCUCUCACAAUGAUUCAGCAUCUAUGUUAAGAAAUUUGAGCUCUUUAUUGAAGUUUGUAUCACCAUGGGAUAAUGACUACCACAAGAAGAUUAAUAUCCCAUCGCAUGUUUUUGGAUACAACACGAUUGCUACGCUUUUCAAGGAUGAUGUGAUGCAAUUUUGCAACAUGGACAAGAUUGGGCAAACUCCAAUGAUAUUGUAUUUGAGGUAUAUAUUCAUGUCUUUUAUAAUUUAA
This is a messenger RNA of Humulus lupulus (European hop), 2059 nucleotides long. RefSeq lists its product as uncharacterized. The transcript is spliced from 4 exons. Lineage: Eukaryota; Viridiplantae; Streptophyta; Magnoliopsida; Rosales; Cannabaceae. The coding region runs from base 1391 to 2059 and encodes 222 amino acids. The record is from RefSeq and is a predicted model, not a curated record.